This is a messenger RNA of Bactrocera dorsalis (oriental fruit fly), 904 nucleotides long. RefSeq lists its product as uncharacterized. The record is from RefSeq and is a predicted model, not a curated record. The coding region runs from base 182 to 805 and encodes 207 amino acids. NCBI's taxonomy places the organism in Eukaryota, Metazoa, Arthropoda, Insecta, Diptera, Tephritidae. The transcript is spliced from 2 exons.
CUGCUCUACCUCAUCAAUGUCGGUGUUAUAAAAACCGAAGCAAAAUAUCCAUAUUCGAUUCGUUGCAGAAUAAUGGGGUAUUAGUCACAGUGGUAGCAAUAAAUGGAAUUCAAAAUGAUAGUACAGUUAAUUUAGAACGACAGUUGCAGCACGGCAGUUGCAACCAGACCGAGUCUUUGAAAUGCUGCGUCAAUCCGAACAUUUUCAAUGUCGUCGAAGGCAAGCGCUUGCUAUUUUCAGCUUUAUAGUCAUCUUUUGUAUUGAUUUUUCUUGUGCCGACAACCCAAACAACAAUGCUGAAGAUACCGCAAUUCCAGCCGUCUUCGGCAGACUGCAUCCAUUGAAGCUUGUCGGCGAAAUUCGCGACAAAACCGCUGGUAUAGGUCAAGGUAUCACCACGAUACUUAAAGAACCUGCACAAAAGGAUUUCGAUAAUUUAGAGAACUUGAUGAAUGCUGCGAAUCAAAAAAGCCCUGAAAACCCUGUAGUUUCCGACAAUAAUGGUGGCGCUGUGCAAUCUGAUGAAUCUGAUGAAUCGGAUAGAGUGUCAUAUCACUAUAUGCAAAGUCAUCUAGGUCAGGGUAUCACCACGAUACUUAAAGAACCUGGACAAAAGGAUUUAGAUAAUUUAGAGAACUUGAUGAAUGACGCGAAUCAGAAAAGCUCUGAAAACUCCGAAGUUUCCGACAAUAAUGGUGGCGCUGUGCAAUCUGAUGAAUCGGAUAGUGUGCCAUAUCACUAUAUGCAAAGUCAACUUUCUAAUAGAAGGAUAGGUAACUCGUAUCGAUUUGGUGGCAAAGGUUGAGGUAUUUUGAAGCAGAUCUGAAACCAUAGUACUAUUCAAAUAAAUUUAACUGUUUAAAUAAAAUUAUAAUUAUGCAAUAAAGGAAACAUGGAAAUAUAA